AUGCCACACAAGCCCCGCGUCAGUCUAGGCCUUCUAACCUUCGGCCCUGAAGGUUCUGAGGCUGAUGGAACUCGCAUCACAUCUUUGGACAAAUUCAACGAGUGCCUCGACUACUUACAAUCGCGAGGUUAUAACGAAGUCGAUACUGCCCGCACUUAUGUUGGCGGAAAACAGGAAGCCUGGACCAGGCUUACCAACUGGCGCGACCGCAAACUUACCCUGGCGACAAAGUGGUACCCCUACAAAGCUGGCGAUCAUUCCAAGGCCGUUAUCAAGGAAAACCUGAUGAAGAGUCUAAGCGAACUGGGUUCUGAUAGUGUGGAUAUUUUCUACCUGCACGCGCCUGAUCGUUCAAUUCCGUUUCAAGAGACUCUUGAGGCCUGCAAUGAGUUGUACAAGGAGGGCAAGUUCAAAAAGCUGGGCCUGAGCAACUACGCAGCCUGGGAGGUCGCCGAACUCUGUACCAUUGCAGACCAGAAAGGAUGGGUCAAGCCAAGCCUUUAUCAAGCCAUGUAUAAUUGCUUAACUCGAGCCAUCGAGGAAGAACUAGUCCCUUGUUGCCGCAAGUUCGGUCUAGAUAUCCUCGUUUACAACCCGUUGGCAGGAGGCGUCCUCAGCGGAAAGUAUCAAAGUAAGGAAUACUCAGAUGACGGUGGUCGAUUUUCUAGUUCAAAUACUAGCUUCGGCGCUAUGUACCGCGACAGAUAUUUCAGGGAUGAUAACUUUGAGGCUUUGAAGGUCAUCCAGCCGAUCGCUGACAAAUGGGACCUUACACUUUUAGAGAUUGCAUUCAGAUGGUUGGUCCACCACAGCAAGCUUAACGUCAAAAACGGCAAUGAUGGAGUUGUAAUUGGAGUUAGCUCCCUGAGUCAGCUGGAGAGCAAUUUAAACAAUCUGGAAAAGGGCCCAUUGCCCGAUGAGGUAGUAAAGGUACUGGACAAGGCUUGGGAAAUAACUAAACCGUCUUCUAUCACAUAUUGGAGAUAA
Molecule: messenger RNA, 987 nt
Organism: Fusarium coffeatum
Lineage: Eukaryota; Fungi; Ascomycota; Sordariomycetes; Hypocreales; Nectriaceae
Exons: 1
Coding region: 1-987 (328 amino acids)
Molecular function (GO): oxidoreductase activity
Source: RefSeq, a predicted model, not a curated record